Molecule: messenger RNA, 1860 nt
Organism: Zymoseptoria tritici IPO323
Lineage: Eukaryota; Fungi; Ascomycota; Dothideomycetes; Mycosphaerellales; Mycosphaerellaceae
Exons: 1
Coding region: 280-1860 (526 amino acids)
Biological process (GO): proteasome-mediated ubiquitin-dependent protein catabolic process
Cellular component (GO): nucleus
Molecular function (GO): ubiquitin protein ligase activity
Source: RefSeq, a predicted model, not a curated record
UCGUCAGCAUCGUUUGCACUCUGUUCAAACCUCUUCUCCCGCGAGAAGUGUGUCUCCUGAACCUGGAACAGCGGCUGGCAGUGCUCCACUCCCAGAAGCAUCUGUCACGCUCUCUACCUCCCGCAAGCUGACCACAUCCUCCUUCGGUUCCGGAUCACGAGCCGCACGUCCAAUUCACCCCUCCUCCGAGCAAAGAGCACAGCUUCCGCCCACAUCACCGCCACAUGAUCUUUCGACCUCACUGAUCUUCUUGCCAUCAUUUGGCACACCACAACCAAAAUGUCCACCGACGGCAGUGUUCAGACAGCCGAGGGCAGCUCACGCAAGCGACUUAAGAUAUCUCGCACCGCAGGCAGACCCGUAGGCACCACGCUGCUCGACCCGAUAGCCAUCAAAUCGGACUCACCUGCCAAAGUGGCCGUCACCGAUGAUGCUCAGCCGAAGGAGGAGACCAUCCAGCAGAAUUGUCACCACGAACAGUCCCUCCGCAAACUUCACACCGACCUCGACGACAUGCGACAUAUCAUCACUUGCAAAGUGUGCCAGCGCUUCCUUUACGAGCCUUACACUCUCACGUGCGGCCAUACCUUCUGUUACAGCUGUCUUUCGCAGUGGAUGGGUCAGAAUCACAAGAAAACGUGCCCGGACUGCCGCACGAUCGUUCGAGAGCAGCCAACCCCAGCAUAUCUGAUCAAAGAGAUGGUCUUCAUCUUCGUCAAGCGGAGCGAACUUCUACCUGACGGGGAGACAUCAGAAGAGCACUACCAGAUGGCGAAUGAAGAGGCGGAGAUCGUGACAAGGGACAAGGCGAAUGUGGAUGAUUCAAAAGGCGGACUGUUCAUGGGUGCUUUCAAGCGCAGCUUGAGGCGACCUUUGCAGGCAAUACAUGACCCUAGCGAUCACGUCGACAGGUGUCCGCAGUGCUUGCAUGAGGUGGAAGAUGGACAUUGCAACAAUUGCAACGUGAGGGUGCGCACGGAAUUUGAUGACUCGGACUACAUGAGUAGCGACUCUGGCGAGGAUGGGGAAGAGGAGGAGGACAGUGAUGUAGAUCAUGAGCUGGCGCAGGACCACCCUGGUUAUGUUGGCUUCCAAUAUCCAGACCCAGACUCAGAUGCCACCUUGGACGAUGAUGAGAUUCGUCCAGGACCAGAUGGGUACAUCACUGCAGCGGACAUGCAAGAGCUACGGAAUCAGGGUUACAGUACACCACCAAAUGGUGGCUACAGCUCCGACGACGACGAGGAAGAUCCGGAGAUGGAGGGCUUCAUCGAUGAUGAUGUCGUACAGUACGACACCGGCGAGGACAAUCUGUCGGAUGCAUCAGUGCAGGAACAAGCUGCGCCGAGGCGACAGAGGAGGAAUGCUCCGGUCGUCUUGUCGGAUGAUGACGAUGAAGAUGAUGAUGUGCAAGUCCAAGUUCCCAACCGGCGACGUUUGGUCACUCGAAGGCCAGCACGUCAGUCUCCUGUCGAGAUCGUCGAUGACUCUUCAAAUUCUGAUUCGGACGAUGAGCCGGUGCAGCGGAAUAGCCAGCGGCCGCGAGCGAGAGUCUCGAGAGCUGUCAGUAUCUCGUCAAGUGAAGAGUCGUCUGAUGAUGGCGAAGAUGACGGCGCGACUCCCCGACGUUACAACUUUUCUCCAGUGGACGAUGAAGAAGAGGAGAUGCAACGCGCGAUGCACAACUCCAUUCACCCAGAUAGCGAAGAGAGCAACGAUGACAGCGACGACCAGUCAGAAGUCGUGCAAGGCGAAGGCGAAGGCGAGGAAGACAGUGACGGGUCUGACGAAUCGGAUGAGCAGAGUGAGACUGAUCGGUGGGCUUUGUCCUGCCAAUUGUCGAAGCCCAAGCAAUGCUAA